AAAAUGUCUUAGAGUUUCUGCUGUACAGAUAAGAACUCGGAGAAAAUCCAAGAAGUGCUAAGGUAAACAAAAGUCAGGGUGACCCAGAAAAAGCAGACGGCCAUUUGACUAUCUGUAGACGCAACGGAGUCUAACUUGAGCUCCCAGUGGAAUUCGAAUAUCUCUUUUAAUUGGAAUAUAGCCUAUACCUACCUCAGGAUAUUGUCAUGAUAUCUUGCUUUCUUGAAAGCUAACUCAGGAAUUCCGUUGGAUUUGGAUUAUUAUGGCUUCGAUAAUUGUAUCUUUGCUUGUGUUUUGGGCCAUGGUUGUAUCACCAGCGUCUACAAGGAGUGUAGCAUCAACUUCACCAGGGCGUUCUUUAGAUAUUGAUCAGGAAGAAAAGGGUGGUGAUCAAGAAGUAGCUGCCAUGGAGGAAGGCCACCCUCCACCGGUGUUUGAUUGGCUAAGUGAACCUCCUCGAAUCAUUGAUACUGGAAAAGCCUGGUUGGUGCCUGGCCCAGUCCAAGAUGUGGAAGUCGAGCUGUGUAGUGUUAUGAACUCAGGUUCGGUUCAGCCAGAAGAAGGCGAUUCUGAAUCUGAUGAAGAGCUCGAGGAUUAUGAGACAGAAAACCUCUUCUGUCCAACUGGUUACAGAUGUCAGAUUGACCAUUUAGGUGACCUUGACAAUGGCAUUCCGGAUACUGGUCACUGCGUCCUUGAAGAUGGCGUUGAGGAACCAGAAGAUAUUGCAGACGACGCAGUUCCAACUACCACUACUUGUCUUUUUGAAGGGACUACCUACACCACUGGCGACACCUUCCGCUAUGAGAAUAAUAACUGUUUCUGUCGGAAUGGAGAGGUCGAUUGCAUCGUUCAUUAAACCAGGAACUAGUUUUCAUCGACUAUAGUCAUAGAUGGCGAGUGUCAAAUGUCAAGUCAACUUUUGGACAAAACGUUAAUAGAAUUAUAGCAAAAUACUACAAAGUUGAGAAAUUAAUCUAGACAUUAAUCGAAAAUCUGUCCCCUUUAUUGCAGUUUAUUUGGGUAUAUUUUGCCACAAUUGUUAUGACGGCGCACGUAGCAUUGACGUCAGCAUUGGCAUUCGGCGUCUAUAACAACGGUCACACUUUUGUAUUUGCAACCAGGUGGUGCCAUCUAUUUGUUAUGCCUUGUUUAUUACACACAAAAAUUCGAAUGAUAUUCUCAACCAGAUAGUUUUUGUCAUCAUUUUACCUAACGUUGAAGAUCAAGUAUGCCGUCCAACCAUGACAAACAUGUCGACCCCGGUGAUUUUAAGUUGGCUUUGUAGCAGCCAUUUUCAUAAGUAGACGGACAUUCCCUUCACAAGUAAAUCGAAAUUAAGUUCAAUUAACUAUUUAUAUUAUUUUUCACAAUUCAAUAUAUUUGAGUGCCAUGGCGACGGGUAAAAUAAAUAUAGACAACAAUGAAAAAAUUUACAGUAUAUUGGACGUCGUACCCAGUCCCCUAGCUUUGAUUUUUUCGUGCAAUGUUUCACCAUUUUAAGAACUUUCAUGAAAUUUUGGGCGAAAAUUGUCCUCCCUUUGGCAAAAGCUGGUUUAGGCCUAGUGCCUAUUGUUAUUAAGUCC
Messenger RNA from Owenia fusiformis, 1586 nucleotides. NCBI's taxonomy places the organism in Eukaryota, Metazoa, Annelida, Polychaeta, Sabellida, Oweniidae. The record is from the annotation of a GenBank genome assembly.